UAUACGUCACGCGUUGUGUUCAUACGCAUUAAUCUACGCUGUACAGACCAUACAAUUUUGUGUAUUCCUGAAUUCUUUUUUAUUGUCUGUUUAUUUUUAUAUAUUUUUUCUUUUCUUUUUAUUUUUAUUUUAGACGUUAUACAUGCGUGUGUUGUACAUAAAUUCACUUGUAUGAAGAGGUUGGAAUAAUGUUUGAUAUCUAUAAACACUGCUUGUAAUAGUCAAAUAAUGGACAGACCAUUAAACAUGCUGUAACGAUCAAUUUAUCUCCAAGUGGUGAUAUGACCUUGACACCGAAAAUUGUUAUUAGUAUCAGGUCUCACCUUGUUAUAUAAAAUCUACUGGAUCGUCUCGAUGGCAUCUUCUUAAAUUAGGUACAGCUGUUCCUAUUAAGCCAGGAGAUAUUUGUUCCUUGUUAUCAGAUAAAUGUUGGUUUAAAAUUAUAACAAUGUCUGAAACGGUGGAAAAACAUAAUCAUCUACUAAAAAGAAAGAUAAAAUAUACACAGAUAUAUAUUACUUAUGGCAUAGUGUACAGACGACAUACCAUUCGAACCAAUGGAUAAAAAGAUAUGUUUCGACACAUCUCCAAAGUCUAUAGCUUCGCAUGGCGAUGGUUGUAACGAAUCUCAAGAUAAUAAAGAUUCUAAACCUAUAGCAGUAGAGAUGCCUAUCUUAAGCAAAGGGAGCAGUAUCAUUAUGUCUACAUUUUCCAAGGAUAUGGAUGCUAGUUCGCCAGAGAAUAAUCAAACUAUUCUCGAUUCAAUAUCGAUGGCAGAGAAUCCAGAUUUACCUAAAGAAUCUACACUUGUUAAAGAAAAUUCAAAUAUUCAGGAAGAGGAGUCAAAGAAAGUUGAAGCAAAUGUUAAACAGGAUCAUGUUAUGCAUUCUAGUGAUUGCGGUGACUCACAUACUUUAAUACAACAGGAUGUGCAUUCUUCACCAACACUCGAACAAAACAAAGCAAGUGUAUCGGGUGCUGAGCAAGUAGAAACAAAAAGAAAUAAAUGUAUUUAUAAGGAUAAAUGUUAUAGAAAGAAUCCACAUCACAAAGUUCAGUUCAGUCAUCCAGGUGAUCCCGAUUUCGAAGAAGUCGAUGAACGGCCCGAGUGUCCUUAUGGUAUACAUUGCUAUCGCAAAAAUCUACGACACAAAGCUCAAUUUAAGCAUUCCACUAUGCGAAAACGUCGAGCGCCAACCCCUGUACGAUCACCAAGAUGUGACAAUGAAUCUGUGAUAGAAAUAUCCUCAGGAGAUGAAUCUGUUGAUGAAUCUGAAUAUGAACCAUCUGAGUACACUUCAGAAACCAACAGUGAUGUAGAAGAUGUAGAAAGUAUAGAAAGUGAUUGGAAUGAAAGUGAUAUUGAAGAUUCUAAAUCUUGAACUGAUUAAGAUAAUAAAGGAAAUGGUGAAACGUUGACUACAUAUAGUGUACAGACAAAUUAUUUAUUUAUGUAAUAACUACUAUAUAUUAAUUCAGUUUGAAAAAAUAUUACAUACGUCAAAUUUAUCAGUGAUAUUAUAAUCAUUUCAAUCUAGAAAUUUGGUAUAUGAUAUGACAUUAAAUUGUCAUUAUUUAGAUCUAUGAAGAACAACAGAAAUACCUUUAUUUGGUGAAUCGUUUUUAUUUGUUUAAAUUUAAAAAAAUUAACAUUGUCACUUACCAUCGAAAUAAUGUUUAUUUUAUGUAAAUAUAGAUAUAAAAUAUUACACAGUUAUCAUUGUUAUUAUUAUU
Vespula pensylvanica (western yellowjacket) is the source of this 1734-nucleotide messenger RNA. RefSeq names its product aprataxin and PNK-like factor. Lineage: Eukaryota; Metazoa; Arthropoda; Insecta; Hymenoptera; Vespidae. The record is from RefSeq and is a predicted model, not a curated record. Gene Ontology annotation, molecular function: DNA-(apurinic or apyrimidinic site) endonuclease activity; 3'-5' exonuclease activity. The transcript is spliced from 6 exons. The coding region runs from base 558 to 1382 and encodes 274 amino acids. Gene Ontology annotation, biological process: double-strand break repair. Gene Ontology annotation, cellular component: site of double-strand break; nucleus.